CUGCGCCUCCUCCUCAGGCCGUGGGGAGGUGGGUGAAGCAGGAAUGUCUGGUGCAGGCCGACACACGUCUUCUUACAAACAACAAACCUGCGACAGCAGAACUGAUCAGAGACAUGAGAGGAUACAGAGGCGUCAAGUACUCGCUGUUCAUCUCCUGCUACCUGCUGUGGGUCGUGAGCGCCGGCCUCAUCGCCGUCGGGGUCUACGCCAAGAUCGCCAAAGAGAAAGAUGUGGUCGAUACUCUGACGGUCGAUCCAGCGCUGCUGCUGAUCAUCACCGGCUCAGUCAUGUUCCUCAUAACGUUCCUCGGAUGUUUCGGGGCGCUGCGUAACGCCACCUGUCUGCUGAAGCUGUUUCUGGGGAUCGUCACAGUCGUCCUCGUCCUUCAGAUCGCGGCUGGAGUUGUUGGAUACGUCUUCACUGACAUGGUGAUGGAGAGGACGGAGAAGCUGAUGAUGAAGGCGAUCGUACGCUACAGGGAGGACCAAGACCUGGAGAACGCCAUCGACUUCAUCCAGAAGAAGUUCCAGUGCUGUGGAGUUGAGACCUACAGGGACUGGUCCCAGAACGUCUACUUCCAGUGUGCAGACACCAACCCCAGCGUGGAGGCCUGUGGAGUUCCCUUCUCCUGCUGCACUGGCCUCCAGAACCAGACCGUGUUGAACACCAUGUGUGGUUACGGAGCUCAGACUCAGGACGAGGCUUCGGCCGCUCAGCUCGUCUUCACCGUCGGCUGCCUGGAGAGGAUCGUGUGGUGGGCAAAGAACAACCUGCUGCUGGUGGCCGGUCUGACCGCCGGACUCCUGCUGCUCGAGAUCUGCAUGGUGUCUCUGGCUGCUGCUCAGAUCUCCUGGAUCAACAAGGUCCGACGCCACGAGCAGGAAAACUCAGCGGGAGUUAGGCCAGAGAGGAAGGACAGCUACUGGUAUCCGGCCUUCGCAGACUUUGACGACGAGUAGAGAGUGAACGCUGGGACAGACGAGGAGGACGAGGGACUGAAUGUUGAUCUAAUAGAAAAACACUGUGAACUGGUGCAGGUGAACAAACUGAACUACCUCUUUUUACGCUAUGAAUUUAUUAUGAACACAUUUAUUUUUUAAAGAAUGAAAAGCUGGAGCUCAGUUAAAUGUGUUUCACCUGUACCACUAUGCAGCACAUUGGCUACUGUGUAUUAUGGGAUGGUUUAUAUGUUGGUUUGUCAGAUCGAUUUGUGUCUUAUUUUUAUUUUAGUUUUAAAAAAAAUCCCCAUAAAAAUGAGGAACAUUCAAAAUAAAGUAUCAACCCACA
Messenger RNA from Mugil cephalus (flathead mullet), 1287 nucleotides. RefSeq lists its product as uncharacterized. The record is from RefSeq and is a predicted model, not a curated record. The transcript is spliced from 8 exons. Bases 114 to 959 code for a protein of 281 amino acids. Gene Ontology annotation, cellular component: membrane. NCBI's taxonomy places the organism in Eukaryota, Metazoa, Chordata, Actinopteri, Mugiliformes, Mugilidae.